UGGCCAAUUAAGUACAACUGCUGUGAAACGUUUCCUCUCUUGAAACAUUUGCCUCAGGACCCGGCAGAGAAAACGUGACGCACACAAAAUAUUGCGGGGAUGAAAGGAGGGGCACUUUUGAAAACGAAAGUGCUUUUAACAGGACCUCCACGAAAGAUCGCUUUCUUAUCGGUCUGUUUACAAUGUCUGGACCAAUUUAGCUUUGAGACUCCUGUUUUUCACCAUGGAAAGGAUCGACCAUCAACACUAAGGAAAAGUGGACUUGAGAUACAAGGAGGAAGUGGGUUGGAAUAACUGUACUUUUGAAAGUGAAAUAGAAAGUUCUUUUCAUCUGCUAUGCAAUUCAGCAUAGGAUUAUUCACUGCAGAGUGAUAUAAUCCGUAAUAAUUGAAAUGAACAACACUGUGAGAGAUCAUCUUUACAUAGCAUUGAAUAAUCUUCUUGAAAAGGAGUUUGAAGAGUUUAAAUGGUGGCUAAAAUCUAUUGACUACAAGGGAAAGGAAAACAUUCCUGUAGCUCGAUUGGAGAAAGCUAAUCAAUUAGAUGUUGCAGAUUUUCUGAUUCAAUAUUAUGAAGAAGAUGCUGUAGAUGUGUGCAUCAAUGUCCUUCAAAAAAGCAAUUUAAAUGAUAUUGCUAAAAAUCUUCAAGAAAUUGAACAGAAAGUUGCAGAUGUUGAUGCUCACCAACUUAUAUCAGAUUACAGAAAUGACAUUAAAAGAAGAAUUGAAAAAAUGAAAGAUCCUAAUGUUGUUCCUGGCGAAUAUGUGCUCCUAAAUCAGAGAUACUCAAAGCUAAUUAUCCUAGAUUAUCAUCGGUCUGAAGAUGAGAAGGAAGAUGAAAUCCUGGCGAUGGGAAGGAAACAUCUUGAAAUCAUCAGCAAAAGAGCUAAAUCUUCAACCAGCAUUGAAACAUUAUUUAACCCUGAUAAACAUGGAUCAAUUCCACAAGUUGUUGUGUUGCAAGGAGCUGCAGGAAUUGGAAAAACUAUGAUGGCCAAAAAAAUCAUGUUUGAUUGGGCUUCUCAACAACUUUACCAGGAUAGAUUUUAUUAUGUUUUCUAUAUUAGCUGUAGAGAGAUGAAUCUCCAUGCAGAGACAGAGAAAAGUAGCAUUGAAGAGAUAAUUUCAAAACAAUGGCCAAAGUGUUAUGCAGUAAAAAAUUUCAUUCAAAACAUACGCAAGAAUGAAGAGAAGAUUCUAUUCAUAAUUGAUGGGUUUGAUGAAUUCGGGUAUUCCUUUGAUCAUCCUGAAAGCUACUUUUGUACUAAAACCUGGAAGAAGGAGCCAGUGAGAAUUCUUUUGAGCAGUUUAUUUCAAAAAAAGCUUCUUCCUAAAUCCUCUCUUAUAAUCACAACAAGACCUACUGCUUUGGAGAAACUCCAUCGAUAUUUAGAAUAUCCACGGCAUUGUGAGAUAUUGGGGUUUUCCACAAAAGAGAGAGAAGAAUAUUUCUACAAUUUUUUUAAAAAUAAAGACCAAGCAAUUCAAGCUUUCAGACUUGUGGAACAAAAUGAUACUCUUUUCACCAUGUGUGUCAUUCCCCUUGUGAGCUGGAUCAUCUGCACAGUGAUGGAGCAGGAGAUGGAGAGAGGCAAGGAUCUUCAGAAGACACCAUGCACCCUCACUGCAAUCUAUAUACGGUAUUUCUCCAGUUUGUUACAGUUUCACCAUAAAGAAUCCAAACAGGAUGUCAAAUCCUAUGUGAAAGGCUUAUGUUCUUUGGCUGCAGAAGGCAUCUGGAAUCAGAAAACAUUGUUUUUGGAAGAAGAUGUCAAGGAGCACAUUUUGGAUCAGGGAGUCCCCCUCACCCUCUUUCUGAAUCAGAACCUCUUCAAGAGGGACAUUGAUUGUAUCCAAAUCUAUAGCUUUAUUCAUUUAAGUUUUCAAGAGUUUUUUGCUGCUAUGUUUUAUGUUCUAGAAGAAGGAGAUGAGCAGCAUUCUCAAAAUUGGAAUAAAAAUUUGCAGACACUGUUAGAAAGACAUAAAUCUUUUAAGCCUAAUUUUGCAGUUGGAUUGCACUUCCUCUUCGGGUUUUUAAAUGAAGAUAAAAGAAUGACAAGAUUAAAACAAAAAUUUGGAUGGCAAAUUUCUCCUAAGAAUAAAGAAUUCUUGUUAGACUGUGUGAAAAAUAAUUUUAAAAAAAAUAGGCGUAAUUUCCAAUUGCAAAAAGAAAUGUUUGGUUAUUUAUAUGAGACACAAGAUGAAAAUUUUGUAAAAUAUGCAGUACAUGAUAUCACUGAAAUAAUUUAUCAGUGCAACUCAGAUAUGGACUUGAUGAUCCUGAGCUAUUGUAUACAACAUUGCCAGAAUUUGGAGCAUCUCCAUGUUAAAGUCCUUGAAUUUCUGUAUCCUACAGAGACCAAAUAUUUUCUUCCAGAAAAUGAGGAAGGGAGUUUGGAUGAAAGAUAUGUGGAAGGCCUCUUUAAAGCACUGACAGAACUGAGAAACUUAAGAGAGUUAAGCUUGGUAGGGUGGUCCUUCACAGAGUCUUACAGCAGGCAUCUUGUUGAAGUCUUUAAAAACAACCAGAGAUUGAAAGUGUUACAGUUGUCCCUUGACGAUACAGAUGACAGAGCAGCGGAAUUGCUGUGUGAGGGGCUCCAACACGCAGACUGUAAAGUAGAAACACUAGUGUUUACAGGAGAAUCCAUGACCGAAUUCUGUAGCAGGCAUGUUGCAGAAGUACUCUGUAAAAGCCAGAGUUUGAGAGAGUUAAAAUUAUGGCUGCACAAUCCAGAUGACAGAGUAGCGGAAAUGCUAUGUGUGGGGCUCCAAAAUCAAGACUGUAGAAUAGAGAAACUAGGGAUUGCUACAGAGUUUCUGACCAAUGUCUGCACCAGGCAUCUUGCAGAAGUAAUAAGGGAAAAUCAAAGAUUGAGAGAGAUAGAGUUUUCCCUCAAAAAAAUAGAUGGCAAAAUAACAGAAGUGAUGAAUAAGGGUCUCAAACAUGCAGAAUGUUUAAUUGAAAUGCUACAGCUUAUUGGACAGGUCCUGAUAGAAUCCAACAGCAGGGAUCCUGCGGAGGUACUGGGGACAAGCGAGAUAUUGAGAGCAUUAGCGUUGCCCGUGAAGGAUGAAUUUGACAAAGUAAUAGAACUGAUACUUGAAAUACUCAGUUAUCCAGAUAUAACACUAGAGUCAAUAUGGUAUUUGCUACAUUUCCUGUUAAAUUGCUUCGACACUGAGUUCCCAGAAUUACUCAGAAAGAACCAGACGUUGGGAGAGUUAGAGUUGUUGUCCAAAAACCCAGAUGACAAAGCAGUGGAAUUGUUUCUUGGGGGGCUCAAAGAUUUCGAUUAUAAAAUGGAGUUGAUAGUGCUUACUAUACAGUUUCUGAGUACAUCUUGCGUAAAGCAUCUUGCAGAACGUCUCAAGAAAAAACAGAGAUUUAGAGACUUAGAUUCAUUGGUGAACAACACUGUUGACAAAGUAUUAGAACUGCUCCUUGAGGAAUUCAAAGACCCAGAAUACACAAAAGAGGCAGCAUGGGAUGUUGGAUACUUCCCGAAUGAAUGCUGCAGCAAUUUACUUGAACUAGUUAGGGAAAAUCAUGGAUUUAGAGAAGUGCAAAAGUUACUGAAGAAUGCAAUUGCCAAAUUCAUAGAACUGCUGCUUGAGGUGUUCAAAGAUCCAGAAUGUACAAAAGAAAGAGUACAGAAUGUUGGACAAUUCCUGAAUGAAUUCUGCAGUGUUUUACGUAAGGGAUUCAGCAAACAUCAGGAACUGAAUGAAAUGGAGUUAUUCCUGAACAGCAUGAAUGACCAAACAAUGGAAUUACUGUGUGAGGGGCUCAAAGAUCCAGAAUGUAAAAUAGAGACCCUACGACUUCUUGGAAAAAUCCCAAAUGAAUAUUGCAGCAGGCUUUUUGUAGAGGUACUGAAGAAAAACCAGAGAUUGAGAGUGUUAAUGUUGUCCCUCAAGAAUUCAGAUGACACAGCAAUGGAACAGCUGUAUGAUGGACUCAAACAUUCAGAAUGUACAAUUGAGUCACUACAGCUUUUUGGGGGGAUCCUAACUGAUUCCUGCAGGAGGCAUCUUGGAGAAGUAUUUAGGAAAAACCCAACGUGCAAAGAGUUAAAACUGUCCUUCAAGAAUCUAGAUGAAAAAACAAUGGUGGUACUGUGUGAUGGGCUCAAAGAUCCAGAAAGUACAAUAGAGAUGCUACAACUUGAUGGAGAGAUUCUGAGUGAAUCUUGCAGCAGGCAACUUGUAGUAGUAGCCAGGAAAAACCAGAGAAUGAAUGUGUUGUGCUUGUCCUUCAAGAACCCAGAUAACAAAACAAUGGAGGUGCUGUGUGAUGCUCUCAAACAUUCAGAAUGUACAAUAAAGUCACUUCAGCUUGCUGGAGACAUCCUGACUGAAUCCUGCAUCAGACAUCUUGCAGAAGUAUUCUGGAAAAACCAGAGAUUGAGAGAGUUAAAGCUGUUCCUCCAGAAUCCAGAUGACAAAAUAUUGGAACUGCUGUGUGACAGCCUCAAACAUCCAAAAUGUAAAAUAGAGACACUACUGCUUGAUGGAGAGUUCCUGACAGAAUCCUGUAGCAAGCAUCUUGCAGAAGUACUCAGGACAAAUCAGAGACUGAGAGUGUUACACUUGUCCCUCAAAAAUCCAGAUGACAUAACAAUGGAGGGGCUGUGUGAGGGGCUAAAACAUUCCGAAUGUAGAAUAGAGACACUUGAGGUGGUUGGAGAAAUCCUAACUGAAUCCUAUAGUAGGCAUCUUGCCGAAGUAUACAGGAAAAACCAGAGAUUGAGAGAGCUAAAACUGUCCCUCAAGAACCCAGAUGAAAAAACAAUGGAGGUGCUGUGUGAUGAGCUCAAAUAUCCAGAAUGUAAAAUAGAGACAUUAGAGCUUGAUGGAGAAAUUCUGAGUGAAUCCAACAGUAGGCAACUUGCUGUAGUAGUCAGGAAAAAACAAGGAAAGAAUAUGUUGAGCUUGUCCCUCAAGAACCCAGAUGACAAAACAAUGGAAGUGCUGUGUGGGGUACUUGAACCCCCAAAAUGUACAAUAGAGACGCUACAGCUUGCUGGAGACAUAUUGACUGACUCCUGCAGCAGGCAUCUUGCAAAAGUACUCAGGAAAAAACAGAACUUGGGUAUCUUAUUUUUGUCACUCAAAGACCCAGAAGACAAAACGAUGGAAAUGCUGUGUGAUGUGCUCAAACAUUCAGAAUGUACAAUAGAGAUGCUACAGGUUGUUGGAGAGGUCCUGGCAGAAUCCUGUAGCAGGCAUCUUGUAGAAGUAUUCAGGAAAAACCAGAGAUUGAGGGUAUUAUACUGGUCUCUCAAGAACCAAGAUGACAAAGCAAUGGAAGUGCUGUGUGAGGGACUCAAACAUCCAGAAUGUACAAUAGAGAUGCUACAGCUAGAUGGUGGGAUCCUGACCGAAUCCUGCAGCAGGCAUCUUGCCAAAGUACUGAAAGAAAACCACAGGUUGAAUGUGCUAUACUUGUCCCUAAAAAACCCAGAUGACAAAGCAAUGGAAGCACUGUGUGAGGGACUCAAACAUCCCAAAUGUACAAUAGAGAUUCUACAGCUUGCUGGAGUGAUCCUGACAGAAUCCUGCAGGAAGCACCUUGAGGAAGUACUCAGGGAAAACCACAAAUUGAAUGUGUUACACUUGUACCUUGAGAAUGCAGAUGAUGAAACAGUGGAAGUGCUCUGUGAAGGCCUCAAACAUUCAGAAUGUACAAUAGAGAGGCUACAGCUUGUUGGAGAGAUCCUGACUGACUCCUGCAGCAGGAAUCUGGCACAAGUAUUCAAGAAAAAUGUGAGAUUGAGAGAGUUAAAGCUGUCCCUCAAGAAUCCAGAUGAGAAAACAAUGGAACUGCUGUGUGAAGGCCUCAAAUAUCCAGAAUGUAACAUAGAGACAUUACUGUUUACUGGAGAGAUCCUGACUGAACCCUGCAGCUGGCAUCUUGCACAAGUACUCAAGACAAACCAGAGAUUGAAAAGGUUAUACUUGUCCCUUCAAAACCCAGAUGACAGAACAAUGGAAUUGUUAUGUGAUGGGAUCAAACAUCCAGGAUGUGCAAUAAAGAAACUACAGCUUGCUGGAGAGUUCUUGACUGAAUCCUGCAGCAGGUAUCUUGCAGAGGUACUCAGGAAAAACCAAAGAUUGAGAAAGUUAGAACUGUCCAUCAAGAAUCCAGAUGACAAAACAAUGAAACUGUUGUGUGAAGGGUUCAAAGAUCCACAGUGUAAAUUGGAGACCCUACAGUUGAAUGGAAAAUGUAUUCUACAGAAUGGAAAAUGGAUGGAUGCAAACUAUACAAUCUUCCUUGUGAAUUUCUUCUGCUUUUUCAUGCUUGCUUGUUUGAUCUAUUUUUAUUUCCGUUAAGAAUAUGGUUAAUAAGAUUUGGAAUUUAAUAUAUUUCAAGUGAAGGUCUGAAGAACUUGCUUUCAACAACUAUAAUCUGAACUAAGGACUUUUCUCUCUUUGCAGCUAAAAAAUGCCACGCCAGAAAGAUAAAAGUUAGCCCACAAACUUGUUCAUGGAAAUAUGGAAAAUAAAUUAUAAUACUUCUUUUA
Thamnophis elegans (Western terrestrial garter snake) is the source of this 6529-nucleotide messenger RNA. Its product is annotated as NACHT, LRR and PYD domains-containing protein 12-like. Gene Ontology annotation, cellular component: cytoplasm. Lineage: Eukaryota; Metazoa; Chordata; Lepidosauria; Squamata; Natricidae. The record is from RefSeq and is a predicted model, not a curated record. The coding region runs from base 393 to 6338 and encodes 1981 amino acids. The transcript has 29 exons. Gene Ontology annotation, biological process: positive regulation of inflammatory response.